This is a messenger RNA of Boleophthalmus pectinirostris (great blue-spotted mudskipper), 2427 nucleotides long. RefSeq names its product receptor accessory protein 2 (gene reep2). Gene Ontology annotation, cellular component: cytoplasmic microtubule; endoplasmic reticulum tubular network; endoplasmic reticulum membrane. Gene Ontology annotation, molecular function: taste receptor binding; microtubule binding. The transcript has 8 exons. The record is from RefSeq and is a predicted model, not a curated record. Gene Ontology annotation, biological process: endoplasmic reticulum tubular network organization. Lineage: Eukaryota; Metazoa; Chordata; Actinopteri; Gobiiformes; Gobiidae. The coding region runs from base 207 to 1037 and encodes 276 amino acids.
CUCUUUAAGAGCCCUGUAACAGCAGCAGAGAGGAGCACACUGCAGCAGCACUUCCCCAGCACAGAUACCUGAGCCCCUUCCAUAGAGCAGCAGUACGGUCCCGCGUCCUGCAGGGGGAUGGGGGGCACAUAGCCCGCCUCGACAGUCUCUCGGAAGCAUUAUUAAGUAAAGGAGGACCGCGCCAGGUCCCGCGGUGGUCCGACAGGAUGGUGUCGUGGAUGAUUUCGAGGAUAGUUGUCCUCGCCUUUGGGACACUGUACCCAGCGUAUGCGUCCUAUAAAGCUGUGAAAACGAAGAAUGUGAAGGAAUAUGUGAAAUGGAUGAUGUACUGGAUUGUGUUUGCAUUGUUCACCACUGCAGAGACCCUCACAGACAUGCUUCUAUCAUGGUUUCCUUUUUAUUUUGAACUGAAGAUUGCAUUUGUAAUCUGGCUCCUUUCGCCAUACACUAAAGGCUCAAGUGUCCUUUAUCGCAAGUUUGUCCAUCCAACUCUGUCUAACAAAGAGAAGGAGAUUGAUGACUACAUCGCACAGGCCAAAGACAGGAGUUAUGAGACUAUGAUGAGGUUUGGGAAGAGAGGGCUGAAUCUAGCCGCUAAUGCUGCAGUCACAGCCGCCGCUAAGGGGCAGGGUGUGCUGUCAGACAAGCUGCGCAGUUUCAGCAUGCAGGACCUGACCCUGAUCCAAACAGAGGAGGACCUGGCCCUGCACCCAUCAGAGAGGGGGCGCUCCAGACGGGACACAGUGGACGAUAUGGGCUCAGGAGCGAGCACGCUGCCCCGGGCCCGGAGUGCCUCUGCACGCCAGACCCGCUCUCUGGGGUCCCUAAAUGAUGAUGCUUCGUCCCAGCACAGCUCAGACAUGUCUGACACUAGAACUGAACACUCUGAUGAUGACUUGGGAGAAAGGACCACAAAGAGAAGCAACACUGCUGUCAAGACCACCAAGAAACCCACAGCUGCAAAGACUGAGACUCAAACAAAGACGGUGAAGAAAACUACAGCAAAGAAGAAGUCUGCGGCUGCAGAGACGCCAUGAUGCCUGCGCUCUCCGAGCCCUCAGCCUUCAGGCCUCUCCCAGGGUUUGGCCUCCUCAGUCACCUCACACGGGAUCAUCUGUACUUCACCAAAACUAAUGCUAUUAUCAUUUGACAGAUUUUUACCAACUGCUCCAAGCUCCAUUAAUGUUCAUUUUAACUUAUUUUUUAACCCAAAGAAUAUUUUGGCUACUUUUGUCUUAAGGCGCUUAUAGACUUUCCAGGUGAUGCCUUAUUGGUCAAUAGCGUAUCACUUAUUUUGUUACUGUACAUAUGGUUGCUUCUGUCUGCUGGCCAGUUUAAAAUGCUCAAAAUUUCUCAAAAUUGCAAUUCACGCUACAUCACAAAAUUCACAAUCAACUUGAAAGCUCACUCUACCUGUCACACUACUAGCUCAUUUUAGAAAUCAGUUUGUCUUUGUUAUGACUGAUAAGUUAGGAUUUUUUUUAUUAUAUAAUUUAAUUUAAGUAUCAGAUAUUUGUGAAGAGUGCUUGUUUUUGUGUUGGUUUUGUUAUCCUUCACCUAGACAACACUCUUAGGUUGCCCACAUGUAACUUUAUUUGGUAGGAAUAGUCAGUAUUGAUCGUUACUAUAAUGAGUUGUGCUUGGAUUGGUAGUUCAAGGUGUACUAUAGUUAUACAUGACUUAGCAGUUUUAUCAGAUGAUGUGUUUGGUUUAAUAUUUAAAUUUUUUUUUCUGAGUAGUCCAAUGACACAGCUGUACCCACUUACAUGGGUUUUAAAGCAAUAUAAAUUUGAUGGGAGAACGUAAAAGCUUCAGCCAACAUACAUUGUGCAUGGGGCUUUGUUGUCUGCAGAUCAUAAUGGCCCGAACCACUAGGGGGCGACAAACCACAUCUCAACUGUUGGCUCUGUAAUGUGAAUAUGAUGUAAAUAUAGACUGUACAUACAAAAAUACAAGCUUGCUUGCCUUAUACAACUUUUAGGCUUAAAUUGUUUAGUUUUGUAAUUAGUUGCAUACUUUUCUUGGUUUUUAAUAAGUAUUAUAUUUCACAGGUCAGAUUUCAUUGGACUUUUUGGCUCCUUAGACAUUUUAACCUCAAAACAGGGACUUGAUGUUUACUAUGACUGAUCACAGGAGGACCACCAAAGGCUCAGAUCUAGUCUAAUUGUUUUAAUCAUUUGCACUAAACAAAACUAGCACACUUAAGUGUUGUCUUGCCAAAUGUUUUUACUUUUUUAUCUUCAAAAGAGUUUCAAUAUUAAUAUGUGCUUUCUUUUUGUUUUUCAGUUUUUGCAUAAUUUAAAUUUAAAUAUUGUUUGUGCAAACUUAACAAAUCUUCCAUCUUGCUCAUAUGUGUGCUGGGACAAUGAUAUUAAAGACAUGUGACAGUAUUAAAACUACUAAUAAAGAAGAAUGGCCAGUCUAAAA